Benincasa hispida (wax gourd) is the source of this 1136-nucleotide messenger RNA. Its product is annotated as TIP41-like protein. Gene Ontology annotation, biological process: TOR signaling. The record is from RefSeq and is a predicted model, not a curated record. Gene Ontology annotation, cellular component: cytosol. Lineage: Eukaryota; Viridiplantae; Streptophyta; Magnoliopsida; Cucurbitales; Cucurbitaceae.
CGAAGCACGAAAGAGGAAGAAUUAGAAGGAGCAAGUCGAAGGUCUUUCACCGCCGAUUGCGUAUUGUAAUGGAGGUUGAACCAGACGAGAAGGAAUUGAAAGCUGCCGGAGCUCAGCUCCUGCCUGACGGACGGCGAGGUCUCCGCAUACAUGGUUGGGAGAUCGAGACUCACAAGCGCUCCAUUCUUACCUCCUCCAAUUUCGAGCAAUGGGAACAGAAACUUCAAACGUCUCACUUGCCAGAGAUGGUGUUCGGUGACAGUUUGUUAGUUCUCAAACAUAUGGAAACGGGAGUUCAAAUUUAUUUUAAUGCCUUUGAUGCUCUAACUGGGUGGAAAAAGGAAGCUCUGCCUCCUGUUGAGGUUCCUGCAGCUGCGAAAUGGAAAUUCAGAAGCAAACCUUCCCAGCAGGUGAUAUUGGAUUAUGAUUAUACAUUCACUACGCCAUAUUGUGGAAGUGAAACAAUUGAAGCAGAUACAGAGAAGCGUGGAAGAGAGCAAACAUGUGAAGAAAGCAUUGGUCUCUGUUGGGAGGACAGCAAGGAGAAAAUUGAUUUAGUCUCACUCUCACUAAAGGAGCCUAUCCUCUUUUAUGAUGAGGUAAUCUUAUAUGAGGAUGAGUUGGCUGACAAUGGCAUAUCACUUUUAACAGUUAAAGUGAGAGUCAUGCCAAGUGGUUGGUUUCUUCUUUUACGUUUCUGGCUUAGAGUUGAUGGAGUGCUUAUGAGAUUGAGGGACACUCGUAUGCAUUGCAUAUUUAGCAACAGUGAAAAUCCAAUAAUUCUUCGAGAAACUUGCUGGAGAGAGGCUACGUUUCAAGCUCUCUCUGAAAAAGGAUACCCGUCUGAUUCUGCAGCCUAUAGCGAUCCGAGUGUCAUCUGUGACAAACUCCAGAUCAUUAUGCAAAAGAAUCAAAAGCUUAGAGUCUCUGGUAAAUUAUGAUCUUGUAAAUUGAUACCACAUCAUUCUAGUUGAUUAGCAUUUCCUCAUGUAUGUUGGUGCUGAAGUUUUUCACUUAUAACAUUUAUUCCAUAAGUUGUUUGCAUCUUUUUUCUAGGCAUAAUGUUGUGGAAACUGGAAAAGCACAUAACAUUAGGUAAAGGAUAAUGGAAAAUACCUCUAUUUCCCCCCUCCAAA